AUGGCGCGACAGACUCGCGACCACAAGCAAGGCAUAGACGCAGCGACGUUAUCGCCUGUGAAAGGGAAGUCGGAGCUCCAGGUGCUCCUGCCUGUACUACACGCGUACUUGCCCAAACAGCUCCAAUCGUACCUGCUUUUAUCGGCACGGGAAGCCACUCCUUACUCACAAGAGCCGCUAAGUCUAAAGAGCCUGGUCAAAGCAUGUGCAGACCACCAGUACACAACUGAAAUCAUAUCUCUCGAUCCCCUCUUGAUCUACAUCAACAACUUCACCUCAGCGCGAGAGGCAGAGCAGCUUAUCAGCCUCGGCUCUUCUGGAUUCGCCGAAUCCUUCAUCAGCCGCUCACGAGGCAACACGCAGCGUGUAACAGGGCGAACUUCUCAAUCCGCGCCGCUCCCAGUGGGAGAUCCGCUGGUCGAAUGCCUUCUCAAUCGCGCACGAACGUUCAUGGGCUCCAUGCUACUCUCCUCCGAGCCCUUUAGUAUUCCGCAACUGGUGCGCUACUUCCCUGGCCAGAAGUACAACCUGCAUACGGACUUUUGGCCUGAGCACCAAAUCACCACUCUCGAAAAUGGAAGGCGGGUUUACUACAACCGCGUCGCGUCCUUCUUCGUCUUUCUGCGUGAUAAUUGCACGGAUGGGUAUACGGCUUUCCCUCUAGUCGAGCCUUCUUCGUCUACCGAUUUAGAAGGUCUCUAUAGCGGCAAAGUAGCUCACGGAGAGAUGGAUGGAGAAGCUAAAGGCAUCAAAUUCAAACCAAUCCAAGGGAAUGCAGUGUUCUGGGUUAAUCUGGACAAGCAUGGCAAGGGCGAUAGGAGAGUGGUGCAUGCUGGGUUGCCGGUAGGCGAAGGUGAGAAGAUUGGGCUGAAUAUCUGGCCUAGAAAAUACUUUGGGUACUUAGACGGUGAUGGUGGGGAUGAGGCAGAGACGGCGCAGGCGGCACGGCAGGGAUGGAGCGGGAAAUGGAAGGACUAG
This is a messenger RNA of Alternaria triticimaculans, 978 nucleotides long. RefSeq lists its product as uncharacterized. Bases 1 to 978 code for a protein of 325 amino acids. Gene Ontology annotation, biological process: peptidyl-proline hydroxylation to 4-hydroxy-L-proline. The transcript has 3 exons. Gene Ontology annotation, cellular component: endoplasmic reticulum. NCBI's taxonomy places the organism in Eukaryota, Fungi, Ascomycota, Dothideomycetes, Pleosporales, Pleosporaceae. Gene Ontology annotation, molecular function: L-ascorbic acid binding; iron ion binding; procollagen-proline 4-dioxygenase activity. The record is from RefSeq and is a predicted model, not a curated record.